Molecule: messenger RNA, 1725 nt
Organism: Rhodamnia argentea
Lineage: Eukaryota; Viridiplantae; Streptophyta; Magnoliopsida; Myrtales; Myrtaceae
Product: GTP 3',8-cyclase, mitochondrial
Exons: 8
Coding region: 231-1385 (384 amino acids)
Biological process (GO): Mo-molybdopterin cofactor biosynthetic process
Molecular function (GO): cyclic pyranopterin monophosphate synthase activity; metal ion binding; 4 iron, 4 sulfur cluster binding
Source: RefSeq, a predicted model, not a curated record
AUCCAGGCUGGGGCCAGCGACUGUCCGCAGCAGCCAAGAGCCAGCCAUAAGAAUCCCCCGCAAGGUUGGUCGGCCGGUCAAACCGUUCCCAAUCCAGGUCGUUCAUGGCGAUUCAAUCUUUCCUAACGUGAUCGAUUCCGAACCAGCAGCUUUCGUCUUGUUUGCGAUUAUAGCUCGGGUCAUUCGUUGGUCGGAUUGACCACGCUCUGGCCGGUCGUCGUCGAGGCGAAAUGGAGCUCUUCUCCAAGAGCGUGUCGGCUGUCCGCGGCUUGCGUUCUCGCGCUGUUGGUAGUUGUAAGACGGGAGGUUCAUUGGAUCAUUAUGGCUUGACGAUGUAUACGACUUGUGCUAAGCUGUCUGAGGAUCCUUCGAAAGAGAGCUCCCCUUCUGAUAUGCUGAUCGAUUCUUUCGGAAGACUCCACACUUACUUGAGGAUCUCAUUAACGGAGCGUUGCAAUCUGAGGUGUCAAUACUGUAUGCCAUCAGAAGGCGUGGAACUUACUCCGAGCUCUCAGCUUCUUUCACCGAAUGAGAUCGUCAGUUUAGCAAACCUGUUUGUUACCUCUGGGGUCAACAAGAUUCGAUUGACUGGGGGAGAGCCGACCAUCAGGAAAGAUAUCGAAGACAUAUGCUUGCGGUUGUCUAGUCUUAAAGGGUUAAAGACACUAGCUAUGACAACAAAUGGAAUCACUCUUGCCCGGAAACUUCCCAAGCUUAAAGAUUUUGGCCUUAACUCUAUCAAUAUCAGCUUGGAUACACUGGUGCCAGCCAAAUUUGAAUUCUUGACCAGGCGCAAGGGGCAUGAGAAGGUCUUGGAAUCUAUCAAUGCUGCUGUUGGUCUUGGCUACAAUCCUGUGAAAGUAAACUGUGUUGUUAUGCGUGGCGUGAAUGAUGAUGAGAUAUGCGAUUUUGUGGAGUUGACUCGAAGUAGACCAAUUAAUGUGCGGUUUAUUGAGUUCAUGCCUUUCGAUGGAAAUGUUUGGAAUGUGAAGAAACUAGUGCCGUACUACGAAAUGCUAGAUAAAGUGGUUUCGAAAUAUCAAGGCCUUCAGAGAAUUCAGGAUCACCCUUCAGAAACAGCGAAGAACUACAGGAUAGAUGGGCAUGACGGUACGGUUUCUUUCAUCACGUCAAUGACUGAGCAUUUUUGUGCUGGUUGCAAUAGACUGCGACUUUUAGCGGAUGGGAACUUCAAAGUAUGCUUAUUUGGGCCUUCAGAGGUUAGCUUAAGAGAUCCCCUUCGUGCUGGUGCUGAGGAAGACGAGCUCAGGGAAAUAAUUAGUGCAGCGGUACACAGUUUGCUUUUAAUGAUUCCAUGGUCAAGAGAAAGAAAGCAGCGCAUGCUGGAAUGUUUGACAUUGCGAAAACUGCGAAUAGGCCAAUGAUACAUAUAGGUGGCUAAGAAGAGAUUCCUCAAAUUCUGAACUUAAUUUUCUGGGGCACACAAAGAAGGAUGCUAGGCAAUAGCACGCAACCUGGAGAAGGCCAGACAGCAGCAUGGCAUGGCAUGCUAUAUCUUUUUGUGCAUAUGUCUUUCUGAGAUGCCAUGUAAGCAUGCAAUACCUACCUAUUUUGCCAAAUGUUUUAUUGGCCAUACUAUAGAAAUAGCUCUUUCAUAAGCUUUACUCACCUUGCAAUUAUCAGGUAAAAUCAAAGUUAUUACACCUCUUUUCUUGCUAGUGUAAAAAAGGUGAUAUAAGUCUGAUCAUCAAGUAAGAUCUUUCA